AUGUCGACCCAGGACCAGCGCGGCGUGCCCGUGGGCGUGGCUCAUGCGCAGCAGCAGUUCCGCCUGCUCGAGCUCCCGGACUCCCUGCUGGACCUGCUGGCCUCGCCGAAGCCGCCGGUGCUGUCGAUCAAGUCCAGGCCCAUGCCCGCAACCCAGAGUGCAUCAGCCCAGCAGGAGCAAGCCUCCGCCGUGCUCUGCACGUCCAACAAGACGUACCAUCUCCGCCAGGUCCACACGUCCAACUCGGUGCAUUUGACCCAGCCCGCCAAUCUCAGUGCGCAGCCCGGCAUUUCUGCCAUCGCCAAGUGUGGCUCGGUGCUCGAGGCUCAUCCCGUGACCGAAUCCCCAGUCUCCUCGGUGAGAGAAGCCAUUACCAGGAUCUGGCAUGCUGAAAACUGGGACGGCGACGGGUUCGCGCAGUUCAGCGGCGCAGUCGUGCCCAAAAGGAAAGAGGACUUCUUCGCGGAUAUUCCUUUUUCGGACGCGGAAUGCGAGCAGGCCUGGGUAGAGCUAUGCGCCUUCGAACACGAAGACAGCCCUGCUCUUCCGACUCUGCCCACAUUAUGGACUUACUGGAAGACCAUCUUCACCACCGCUGUCGCCGAAGGAACAGACCUGGGUGCACAGUUUCAAAUAGCGCACUUUGCAAAGACGCUGGAGGACGAGGAAGGUCUCCUCUCAGGGCUGGUCGAGGCAAUCUUCUACCGUCUGUUGCCCGACGACCAAAUGGCGGGUGAUGACUGGGCCGCCGUCGAUCGUGUCAAGUGUGUGCCGUGGGUUGGCCGCAGCCUUCUCGCUGCACUCGACUCACACUACAGGACUGCCCGACCUACGGCAGAAUUCUUAGACCUCUGGAGAGACGCGCUCCCCGAGGCGUGGAGAGAAGACGCACAACUCGAAGCCAUCAAGGGUGGCUACACUUUGCCGUCAGACCACACCAUCGCGCCCUUGGGGGCGAGCACGCUCUCGUCGACAACAGCAAGCUCGGACAGCAGCAAAGGGCCGCGCAAGUGGCACGAAAGGUUCAAAGCGACGAGAAAACAGUAG
Messenger RNA from Diplodia corticola, 1047 nucleotides. Its product is annotated as sister chromatid cohesion protein dcc1. The transcript is spliced from 4 exons. Gene Ontology annotation, biological process: maintenance of mitotic sister chromatid cohesion; mitotic sister chromatid cohesion. The record is from RefSeq and is a predicted model, not a curated record. The coding region runs from base 1 to 1047 and encodes 348 amino acids. Gene Ontology annotation, cellular component: nucleus; Ctf18 RFC-like complex; chromosome, centromeric region. NCBI's taxonomy places the organism in Eukaryota, Fungi, Ascomycota, Dothideomycetes, Botryosphaeriales, Botryosphaeriaceae.